AUGCAAUCCGGAGCCCCUUACAGGACAGACUUCGAAAAUCGGAUUGAGAACGCCGUGCAGCUCGAUGCUGACGGAGCAUACCCCAGUUUUGCUUUCAUCUGCAAUGCCUACGAUGUUUGUCGCCAGCAACACCUUCAAGCAUCGGACCAACUCCAGCAGCCAACCAACACCCCUUUCAACCCGAAAGCGCUCAUCACUUCCGUCAGCCGGGAUGAAGAUUGGGACGCUUCAAUGUUCCUGACAGGUGUUGACCAGGAGGACUGGAGGGACGCGCUUGACUUCUACGCUCUCACAGCGGCAAGGUGCUGGGGCUGCGGUGGCGAGAACCACUACCAACGGGAUUGUCCUCAGAAGGGCCGGUCACUGACUCCGGGAAAUCAGAGGGGUCAGGCGAUCGGAACUUUAUUCGGGACAAUCUACGGUCAGUUACCCAGCGGUUUCCAGGUCACAUCGGCACAGUUCCCAAAUUACUCAGCUUUGGUACACUCAACAUGGACAACCGCCUUCACAGCAACAACGGCCCAACAGCACGCCAUCCGCAAAGCCUGGGGGGGUAUCGUCUCAAGUCUUGGAAAUCGGGGCGCUGCCAGAUGA
This is a messenger RNA of Puccinia graminis f. sp. tritici CRL 75-36-700-3, 594 nucleotides long. RefSeq lists its product as uncharacterized. Gene Ontology annotation, molecular function: nucleic acid binding; zinc ion binding. The coding region runs from base 1 to 594 and encodes 197 amino acids. The record is from RefSeq and is a predicted model, not a curated record. The transcript has a single exon. Lineage: Eukaryota; Fungi; Basidiomycota; Pucciniomycetes; Pucciniales; Pucciniaceae.